AAGGGCUGAUAUGAUGACCAAAUGGACAGUGUUGGAUUAAAUCAUUUUCUUUUGUUAUAAGCUCAGUGAGUCACUAAGAACGCCAACAAUGGCCGACUCGAGGUCCAAAUCAUCUUCAUCUCUCUCAACAAACCCUUCUUCCACCAUUGCUAGAACCAGAACAAACUCAUGGCCAUUCACAAUUUUGUUAUGGUUGUUAGUCCCAGUUACCAUGGCAGUGCUCGUCUACCAACUCGACUCCUUCGACCCUGCUCCUCUUCCGGCCCACGAGUUGACUCAUCAGAAGCCCAUGGUUGUGCCAAGGCGUAACCCUCGCAUGCUCCAUGGUUCAGAGAAGAUUGGGGUUGGACAGUUGUUGGGUCCAGAAGAUGUUGCUUAUGACCCAAAGUCGGGGUUGAUAUACACUGGUUGUGUUGAUGGGUGGGUCAAGCGAGUCACGGUGAACGAGUCAGCGGCUGACACAGUGGUGGAGAACUGGGUUAACACCGGUGGGAGACCUCUGGGAAUCGUUCUUGGACACCAUGAUGAAGUUGUUAUUGCCGAUGCUGAUAAGGGAUUACUGAAAGUAGCCGCAGAUGGUGUGCCGGAGCUGUUGACAGACGAGGCCGACGGCCUAAAAUUCCGACUAACGGAUGCCGUUGACAUAGCACACGAUGGCAUGAUGUAUUUCACAGAUGCUUCAUAUAAAUACAGCAAUAGUGAGGCUGUGUGGGACUUAUUGGAGGGUAGGCCUCACGGUAGAUUAAUGAGAUAUGAUCCAACAACUCAACACACCACAGUACUGGUCCGGGACCUAUACUUUGCUAAUGGAGUUGUAGUCUCACCAGACCAGAACUUUGUGGUCUUCUGUGAAACCCCAAUGAGAAGGUGCAAGAAAUACUACUUACAUGGUGAAACAAAAGGAUCUGUAGAUAUGUUUGUAGAUAAUUUGCCCGGCAUGCCCGACAACAUUCGAUUUGACGGAGAAGGUCACUACUGGAUUGCAAUCUUCUCAGAACCCACAUAUAUUUGGAGUCUGGGACAGAAAUAUCCUUUCUUCCGGAAGGUUAUGGCCAUCAUAUUGAGGUACAUAGGACGACCACAUAUGGGGAAAAAUGCUGGGGCUUUCGCUGUUGAUUUGCAAGGAAAUCCGAUUGCUCACUAUUAUGAUCCUGCGUUGUCAAUGAUUUCCAGUGGGAUCAAGAUCAAGGACCAUUUGUAUUGUGGUUCCGUUGCAAAUUCAUAUAUUCUCCGCCUCAAUCUGACUCGAUAUCCUGCUGUUGCCAUUGCAUAACCAAGAAGCACCUCCAUCCACCUCAGUGGGGUGAUGAUCAGUGUAAUAGUUUCUACUGUAACAGUUUUUCUUUCUGUUUUUACUUUAUCAGUAGCUGAAUUGUAGAUGAUGGAUGGAACCUUCAACAGAAAUCUAAAUUCCAU
Ilex paraguariensis (yerba mate) is the source of this 1416-nucleotide messenger RNA. Lineage: Eukaryota; Viridiplantae; Streptophyta; Magnoliopsida; Aquifoliales; Aquifoliaceae. The record is from the annotation of a GenBank genome assembly.